Molecule: messenger RNA, 1383 nt
Organism: Stylophora pistillata
Lineage: Eukaryota; Metazoa; Cnidaria; Anthozoa; Scleractinia; Pocilloporidae
Product: T-box transcription factor TBX5
Biological process (GO): cell fate specification; regulation of transcription by RNA polymerase II; positive regulation of DNA-templated transcription
Cellular component (GO): nucleus; chromatin
Molecular function (GO): DNA-binding transcription factor activity, RNA polymerase II-specific; RNA polymerase II cis-regulatory region sequence-specific DNA binding
Source: RefSeq, a predicted model, not a curated record
UUGUCCUCCCCAGAUGAGAGUUAUGGAAAUGCACCGAGAGGUGCAAGUCGCUAUGCAACAAAGUGAUCUGUGGUGGAAAUUCUACGCUUGCGGUACAGAGAUGGUUAUUACGCGCACAGGAAGACGGAUGUUUCCCACACUUGCUCUGUCUUUCCUUGGUAUGGAUCCUCGACGUUUCUAUUCAGUUCAUGUAGACAUCGUUCCGGUAGAUGGGUACGCGUAUACGUUUGUGAACAAUAUGUGGCAAAUCAAUGGAAUGGCGAGCGAGAUGCACGCUUUACCUUACAUACAGUCUUACCAAGCGGAUGAAGUCGCUCAUACCGGGCUCUAUUGGAUGAAAAAUGGCGUAGACUUCAAGAAGGUUCGUCUUACAAAUCGUCGCGUUGGCCCGUUCAAAGACGGCGAGCUCCAUUUGAGUCCAAACAGAAAAUACCAGCCAAGAAUUCACGUUGUUGAAGAAACAGAGGAAGGUGUAAAGGUGUCAUGUUCAACAUACGUGUUCCCUGAAACCACUUUCAUCGCCGUAACAACUUACCAGAAUGAAGAGUUAAUUCAAAUGAAAAUCGACCAUAACCCAUUUGCCAAAGGCUUCCGAGACAAAGGAUCAAGACGAAGAUAUCUUACGUAUGAACAUAGGGAUGAUGUGUCAGAUAGUUCCCAGGCUUCUUUGAACGCACUCUGCUUUUCGACGACAAGAAAUGUCGAGAGAACACCGGAAACCACUCUCGUACCUGCGCCUCUACACUUAAAACUUCACGAUUUGCCACAAUACUGAGACCUACAUCAACAGAGGAACUUCGCACGCCUUACAUGUCUAUCCUUACAACGCCAAUAAAUGAAAAUAGGUAGCGUUCAAACAUUGACUCCCUGAGGGUAGCCUCGAAUUAGAUAUGAGCCCAGCGGAUGAAAAAUAGUAAAAACAAGGAGUCGAAAGAAAUCAGGAGUAUCCUGGAUUUAAGCAAAUGUGACACAGCCCAAUGUUUUGUUGAAAAACUUCAAGAUACCCAUUCAAAAAAUACCGAUGUUCUGUUUCACUGAUGUGCUAUAACUAACCCAUUGGGUUGUCCAAGCCUCCAGUUCGUGAACGGUGAGCGAUAAGUGACCCAGACCCCCCAUUACUUUUCGCUGUGGGAUUUUAUCGCACCCCUUUUUCGAGUAAGAGAGGGAUUCAACGCCGCAUGGCAGCUCACUGGAAUUUUUUAUUAAAAAAACAAAAUCAGGUUGGCUGAUGUGAAUAGCUUCUCCUAUGAAUUUCAAUUAAUGUACAUAAAGAAAACGCAUUUUGACUAAGUAAAAAAGGAGAAUUUUUGUAAAAAGUUACUGAUUAUAAGAUUUUUGUUCGAAGUGGUGCAAAUAGUUAAGUUGCUAAGGAUAUCAUAAUAA